AUGGACAGGAACGCCACUGCACUGCACGCCGCCCUUGUUGGUCGAUGGUCACGCCAAGCUCUGGCCGCCCCCGUGCUUGCAGCGCCCGCCGGGAGGCCCUGGCUGCGCACGUCGUCGUGGAACGCCAUGUGCAGGCCCGUGCUCGCGGCGCCCGCCGGGAUGGCCUGGUCGCGCCCGCGCUCAUGGUGGUGCCCUGUGGUGGAGCGCCCUCGCCGCACCUGUGCUGGAGGCGGUGUGCUAGGGCCUCGUCGCGCCGCACGCGCACAAGAAAAAUUGGGGCCCGUCACCGACGACUACCCCAGCACUACCAACGAUUUUGACUCCGGCGGCGCGGGGAACGACCAGAUCCAGAGCGUAGGGAGGCGGGGAAGGUCUAGGGCAAGGCAGGAGCCUGCCGCCCGAGCCGCCCGCAACACGGUGGUACGCGAAGGAAUCAAUCUGCCCCGGCCAGCAGCAGGAUGGGGGGAGUGUGAUCCAGUGCUUGCGCCGGCGAGGCAGAGGCCUCAGGCUCAACCACAACCGGCAAUGGCGACGGUGGCCUCUGCCUCGGCCCGAGUAGGACGGGUCGCGACCACAGGCUCAACCGUGGCCAGCAACGGCGACGGUGGCCUCUGCCUCGGCCGAGGGCAGGACGGGCGGCGGCCACAGGGUUGA
Triticum turgidum subsp. durum (durum wheat) is the source of this 654-nucleotide messenger RNA. NCBI's taxonomy places the organism in Eukaryota, Viridiplantae, Streptophyta, Magnoliopsida, Poales, Poaceae. The record is from the annotation of a GenBank genome assembly.